Leptomonas pyrrhocoris is the source of this 11566-nucleotide messenger RNA. RefSeq lists its product as hypothetical. NCBI's taxonomy places the organism in Eukaryota, Euglenozoa, Kinetoplastea, Trypanosomatida, Trypanosomatidae. The record is from RefSeq and is a predicted model, not a curated record. Gene Ontology annotation, molecular function: protein binding. Gene Ontology annotation, cellular component: RAVE complex. Gene Ontology annotation, biological process: vacuolar acidification. Bases 257 to 11566 code for a protein of 3769 amino acids. The transcript has a single exon.
AGGAUCCACACGUAACACGUCAGGAAGUACUGUGGACAAGCCGUUGCAGUCAAGAAAGGCUCGAACUUAACGUGUGUGUUUUUUUUUUUGUUGACUACACGAGCCAGCGUAAGAGAGUUGUCUCAGCACUUUGGACGUCGGCGUUUGCUUUUCACGCUCUUUUCGAUCGCCGCUCAUUUUUAUUGCUACUCUUGUUUUAUUUUUUGUCUUCUCUGUUACUUGAAAGUUGCCUUAUCGAAGCAUAACGGCGUCCUCGAUGCUACCCGCAGCGCCUUGUGUUUUGCACUCCUCCGCCCGCGCGCUGUUUGCGCAGGAGUGCACGCAUGACACCCACUACCUCACGCACAGGGGCGACCUGUACACGGCGCUCGUUACAGGAGGCAAUCGUUUGCUCAUGCUCAAGAAUGGCAGCGUCGUAGCGCAGAGCGGAGAGCUGUUCGAUCUUGCAGUGCCUUAUCAAAAAAACGGCGGCGCAGACAACACCGGUUCUAAGACGAACGCACCCCGUGCCGUAGACAGUACAGCGACUUCUGCCCCUGCGUGGAUAGCGCCGUGCGUGUACGCCGUCAGCAUUUGCCGCUUCACGGACGAUGUGCUACGCAUCGCCGUCGCGACCACCGCAGGGAUCUUUGUUUUUGAAUUCGACGACGCCGGGGUGCUGUGGCAGGACACACGGCCGUCGUCCUUCUGGCGCACAACCGACCGUGACGGCGAGGACGGCCCAUCUGGAUCUGGCUCGCUGGCAGUGCCGGCCAGCAAUGCGUUGCAUUCCUCCGCUGCACCGCCGCCACUGGGGCUGCGCAGUACUGCCACCUCCACUGCCGGUAGUUCGUCUCCUCUUGCCGCCAACUCCUCUAGAGCCGAUGCGCAUCCGGAGAGGCAUUCUGGUAUGGCGGGCCGCCUGCGUUGGCGACGCGUGGCUUUCAGCCUCGAUUCUUCUUCACAGCGACGUUCCACGGCGGAGAACACCGCAGCCCGCGCCAACGGUGCGGCGUCGCCUCUCUAUGGUCGGUCUACCCCUUCCGUCUUGUCGUCGCACACCACUGGAGCGACAGGUACCACCGUUAACGGUGCGGAGGACAAGCCUAUCUUCGUUGCGCCUGUCCGCGUUGCAGCCCCCGCACGGCCCUCCGCCGUACACGCGAUGGAUUUCAUUAGCGAGGCGGCGCUGUGUGUCGUGCUGGAGACGGAGACCGUUUUAGUGAUGCUGGGGAACAGCAGUGCGACGGCUGCGCCGAGCGGUCUGUACGGGGCAGGGGGUGUGACGGCCGCCACCCUGCGCGUGCCGGACCGCGUCGUCUGGCGCUCACUGGGUGCGUACCGCAGCCUUGCGGUGUGCCAUGUGAAUCACCACGUUGCACUCGCCCUCGGUCACUCUUCCAUGGUCGUCUUCCCCUCUCGUGCUCUCACGAUGGAUGGAAUGAACAGCAGUACCGGUCUAGCCGGCGACGAUGACGGCGGGCGGGCCAGCGCCACCUUCUCCACCGCCACCUCCUCUUUCUUCGCGACCAAUCCAGCCUCUGGUGAGAGUUCCGCCAAGUACUUGCCGACCACCAUCGCGAGCGCCAUGCGCGGCGUGCUUGGUGACAGCCACAGCUCCAGCAUCGUUCCGACCCCCGCCUUCUCUCCUACGAGCCACCCCAUGUCCGUGCCUGCGCUCCCGGGGGGAGCCCUUUCCCAGCUCCUUCCUCCUCUCGCAUCUCCGGACGGCAAGGCCAGCGCCGAGGCAGCGCGGCAGCCGUGCAUUACACUCGCCAAGCAGGGACUCACCGCCUCCGUCGGCAUUUACCACAUCACCGACCUCCGCUGGCACCGCGUGUCGUCGCACACGCUACUGUGCGUCACCUGCUCCCACCCACGCGGGGAGUCGUCGUACAUGAUGCUCUACACCGUGCAGUCGCUCUGCACGACGCGGCGCUACACGAAUGUGAUGGAGGAGCACGCCGAUGGCGGGUGGGGCCUCUGCCGCGGCGGCUACGACGGCGACGGCGUAAUGACUGCGACUGCGACCGGCAACACUGCCGGGGCUAGUCGAAGAGCAUCGGAGAAUCUCGUGCAGCUCGUACCGGCGGGUGUGAUUGCCUUGACAUACACGUCCACUGCUCCUUCCGCCGGUCCCACUCCGCGCGCCGGCGACGCUGCCGCCACAAUGAUGAGGACGGCGAAGGCGGCCGCCACAACACCGGAGCAGUUCGCGCUGUCCGGCAGUGCCACCGCGGCGGCCACCUGGGGCGCAGCACAGCCGCCGUCCGUCGCGGAGAUACACACGAGCCUCGUGCCAAACCUCUCCCGCUCCGUCGAGGCAAACUCGAUGAGCAGUCGAAUGGAGUUUCUGCACGUGGAGGAGGACGGCACCGUGCGCACCUCGAGCUACUCCUUCGGCCGACAGAAGCACGCGAGUUUCGCAAAGCAGCGGGCGAUGGGGAUGGCCUGCACGGAGCUCCUGCAGCCGCUGCUGCACUUUUACGGCGCGCUGGCUUGUGUGACGGUGCUGCCGACGUGGCGGACACGACCGAUCGAGCUAGGGCACCACACCGGCAAGCAGCCGCAGGCGGUGGAGGUGCUGCUGAACGCGUCGCGUCGCUACCGCCUUGUUCUUCGCUUCGCAAAUGGCGUGGUGCUGUCCGCUAUGGCUGACCUGUCGGCAGCGGUGUACCGCGUUGAGUGCUAUCUAGCCCUGGGACGUGCCUCGCUGCUCUCUCUCCGACCCAUCUCCCCGAUGCCAGAGCUGAACACCGAGGACGCUGCGGACGGGGAGGUGACUCAGACGGCCAUCGGCACGACAACGGUGUUGCUGGUUGGUACGCUCGCUUUUCCGGCCCCGAGUUCGCCUCCUGUGGGGGCGCCGAAGCGGGUGCGCACAGCGUCGUUGUCGUUGAACACGGUAGGUGGGGCGGAUCGACAGCGGCACGCAAGGUCGUCGGAGACUUCUCGCGCGUCUUCCGCCUCCUCGGCCACGUCAGCCUCGCGCUCCCGCUCGACAAGCCCAGCCGACGCAGCCGCCGCCGUACAUCCUCUACCAACUCUUUUUCCACCUUCGUGGAGGACAACCGCCAUGGCUGACUCCGUCGUCACAACUCCCGCACGCAGGGUGUGGGGCGUGGCGCUACUGCAGGUGGAGCCGUCCGGCUUGCAGGCUCGUGUGCUGACAAUCGCUCCGCUGACUGCGGUGAAGGUGGCCGGUGUGACGGAUGUGGAGGUUGCGGUGCCGCCGGGGACAGCAGAAACAGCCAGAGCGCAGAAGUGCGACGCUGCUGCGCCAUCCAUGGCAGCCACCGACAAGGCGGGGCAAACCACCCCUGCAGCCGAUGGCACCGCCGCGGUUGGCGAGAUGGAUGUUGCGCAUUUUAUGGCGGCCAAGUGCCCAGAGAAACUCAAGUUUAUUCCUGCGCUGCUGAAGGCCACACAGCAGGACGCGGGGAAACUGUUAGCGCAGCUCAUCGCCAAGUACGGACCGCUGGAGACGUCCCCGGAUGCGGUGCGCGGCAGCACGGAAACGAAACCGCUGGAAAGCAACGCGGAAGCAGCGUCGUCGGCUCCCCCCACGGCACCAACCAACGGCGCAGCGCCUGCCCUUCCCAUCCACUUCUCCAGUCCCUCAGUGAUCCGCAGCGGGUGCGUGACGGAGGAUGGCGAGGUGGUGCUUCUCCUUACGUCUCCGAGCGAUCAGGCAGGCCUCGGUGCGGAUGGGAAAACGAGCUGCGCAGCUCCGGCCGCCAUCGUGCGGGUCCGGGCGCCCUGUCUGGAGCCUUUUGCACCGGUGCAGAGGCUCGUAGCGGCCGGCAGCGCACAGGUACCGUUUGUGCCGAUCUCGGCGACGUACAUUGCUCUCCCUGCGGUGCUGCAGCAGCGUUGGUGGCCGCCAAGCUCGACGGCGACUUCUUCGCCGCCGCUGUGUGCGUCGGCGGAGGCCCGAGACGUCUGCACCGCCUACCGCCUGUGCUGUCGCAUCUCCGCUCGACUACAGGCAGCGACGACGGUGCAGUGCGACCUGGUGGGCAGAGACGCCGCCACUCCCGACCCGUACGUGCGUGUGCGCAGCCCGCUCGCGCCGGAGGGGAAAGGAGGGGCGAGUCUGACGGCGCUGCGCUACCUUCCCUUUCCAGAGGACGUGAGGGCGGCCACCGCAGCCGCAGGACACGCGUCAUGGGCAGCGGCGUCGAUGCGGAUUGAGGAAGUAAAGGGGGCGUUGCUGGUGAACAACGAUGUAGUGGUCGGGGUACUCUGUCACGGCAGGUCUCUUUCGGCUCACAACGGUGCCGCCGCCGCCCCACCACCCUCUUCCGCGAAGCCGUCGUCCCCGGCGGUGGAUGGGUCGAGUACGCGCCCAACUGGUCUUCUUUAUUUAUACGGCUGCCCCGCUGUGCAGUCUUUGGAUGCUGCUGCUGCUGCUGCUGCUUCUUCAUCUUCUUCUGGUGCGGCGCAGGCAGGCAGCGAAACGACUCCUUUCAAGAAGAGCGUGUCAGAGCGUGCAACGGCCCUUCCGUCUGCGGCCUUCGUGUUAGAGGCCACCCUGGCAGGGGUGGAGGCGUUUUACCUUAGCACGAGUGGGGAGGUGGUGGUGCUGCGCAGGCGUGGCACUGCGGUGGCAAUCGACGCAAAGCAGAGGAGUUCGACAACGAAAUCGGCAGGUGCCGCAAUGGACGGUGACGCUGCUUCCUCGCACGGCCUUCGGUUUGAGCGUUGGCUGCGUUGCUUUCCCGAUAGCAGCAGUAGCAGCGACGGCGACAGCACACCACGCAAGGGCCCUCCCAAUCCUGCCACGUCGUGUGCGACGGAGGCACUUAAAGAGGAGACUGGAAAUGGUUACUCCUACCUGCUGGAUCCGACCUGGUGCCCGUCGUGCAGCCCCACGACGCGCAGCAUCACCGGCGAGCCGGCAGCUGUGACGGCUCUCACGAUCAUGGAGGUCGCCGGCGCAUGGGAGGCGAACGCAGUGGGGUUGUCACAGGCAGCGAAACUCACCAGCGGUCGUGCCGCCACCCGACCAGUUCUCUACGCCAUGUCAGACAACUCCUUUAUUCGGCUUCGUCAGGUGCCGCUGCGCAGCAGUCGCAGCGAUCUUGAGCGGCGGCCCAUCGCUUCCACAAAUGCCGGCAGUGGCAGUGGCAACGGAAACCCGGGCCGCUCCGCCGCCCUUUCCGGGAUGCCGCAGUACCACCCAGACGCCAUCAUGCAGCUCAUUGGCAUGGCCCAAUGGUCCGUCCUCGCGAAGGUCCUCACACUCGUUUUGAGCUCCGCGAAGGCGGCGCUGGCGGCGACGGCGGCCAAUUCGACGACGAAGACGGAGUCGUUGCGAUUUCUCUUCGCGCAGCCUCCUGACGAGCUCGCGCGGCGGCUGUGCACCUCGGCCGUCUCUCGCGGCUUCCAUGGCCGGCCGCAGGUUGUGCAGUACGACGAUGCGCUCCGUUGCGUAACGCCGCCUCGGCUCUCCGCGGCGGCGCUGCAAGACGACGUGGAGACCUCGCCUGCCGCAACAGCGGCCAGCAGCAAAGCAGCGUCCGCCGCCGCCGCUGCCCUCCGUUUGUACGACCUCACCGCCACCUGCGGCAACCUCUUCGCGGAGCUCACCAGCGUGCUUCCGCAGGUCACCCUCACCGGACUCACCAGCCAGGAGCAGCUGAAUCUGCUGUGUAUCCUGCAGGCGCUGCGUGACACCCUGCCCCUCAGCCGCAGCGUCGACGAGGCCGCCGCUCGCUACCUCUUCUUCACCCGUCUCAUGAGCCUCGGACGCCGUUUGCGGCUGCCGAACAUUGACACCGCGGCCGUCGGCGCCGCCGCUGCCGCUGCUGCCGCCAUCCCCGGCGUGCCGAUCAACUCGGUGCUCUACUUUGAGGUGGGCCGCACCGCCACCCGCACCGUGUCGACAGCGGCCUAUCUGUGGGCUGCCAUGUCAGACUCUCAAUCGACGCUGGUGUCGCUUCUGUUUGAUAAGACAACCGCCAUGUACCUCGACGGCGGUGUUGGUGCGGUCGGCACGUCGGACCUCGGCCCAAGCGAGAUUACCUGGGAGCAGGUGGAGCAGUCGGGUGCCGCCUUCUGGCUGCGCUCGGCGGCCGAUCUGCGUGCCAUGGCGGACCGCGUAGCGCGACAUCAGUACCAGCGCACGAAGGACCUGACGGCGUGUGCGCUGCUGUACUGCGCUGCGCGCAAGGUCGGCACCCUGGCAGCGCUUGCGAAGGCGCAGAACAACACCCGCCUGCACGCCUUCUUCAGCCGCGACUUUGCGCACGAUGCGCACCACCGCGCCGCCGCCUCUGCGAACGCGUACGCAGCGAUUAGUAAGAACCUGCCGCAGUACGGCGCCGCCUUCUUCUUGCUCGCUGGCGAUGUGCGGAGUGCGGUGCAGGUGGUGCUGCAGCGCUGCCGUGAUCCUUUUCUCGCCUUGUUCGUUCUGCGAGCCGCGGGCGAGGUGUCAGAGGAGGUGCCAGGGCGAACAGUUGGGCCUCAGAUGGGGGUGAACGUAAACGGUAGCAGCAGUAGUACGAGUCAUACGAGUAACAGCAAGAGCGCUGCUCGGAGCACCGGUACGCCCGCCACGUCCACCGCAAGUGCAGGCCCAGCGGCCCAGCAGCAGCGCAACGAAGGGCAACCUGAGACGCUGCUGCAGUGGUACGUGCGGCAGCGCGCCGCCGAGGUCGACGCCUGUGGCCCGCUCGAUAUGUGGGAGACGGCGUGUUUGAGUUGGAUGGACGUCACACCGCAGACUUCGCCGGCGGUGGCGGUGCAGCGACGCAUUGCAGCACUGCAGCGCAUCGCCGCCCACCCCACCGCCCACCCGGAGGCCCUCUGCGCCCUGCGGUACGCCCGUGACGGCGUGGCCGCGCUGGCCUACCGCGGCGCUCGCUUUUUGUCCCCCGCGAGGGAGGUGGUGUGCUUGCUGCGGCUUGGCCGCUACUGUCUGGCCCAUCGAUUAAACCUCAACGGCUACCUCCACUACCGCGACGCGGAGGGGCUGCUGUGCGGCCUGCGGGCAGCGGCGGCGCAACAGAAAGAGCUGACGGCUGGAGGUGAGAUGGCAGGGGUGACGUUUGGGCAGGGCCUGCACAGCGGCAACGUGCGCCGUCCCCCGGCUCCAGCGAAGAUAACCGCGGAUAUCAACACGGGCACGCUGACCUUCCGCGGGUUCGACGACAGCAGCGAUGACGACGACAACCGUUUCGUCCACAAAGCGAGUGGCGGUGCUUCGAGUUCGACGCAGCGAGGAAAGCGAGACGCAGAGGAUGAAGACGAGAACGCAGAGGUAUUCGUGCUGAGCGACGAGGCGGUCGCAGCGGUGCAGGCGGAGAUGCAGUACGCCUAUCUUCGCACCGGGACGUUGCACGAGGCGAGCGGUGGUGCGCAGACAACUAUGUCAUCCUCGUUGUCCUCCUCCUCCUCCUCCUACGAGGACGUUCUCCGACGCAUGUUGUUGUGCUUCACCUCUGCCUCCUCCUUCAUGUCGACCUCCAGCGUCACCUUGGCGGAUGGAGCGGCGGCAGCAGCGAUGCACGCGGCGGCCACUACAACGACGUCGACGGUGCCGAGUGCGUCUUCCUCCGUUGGCAGCCCGCACCUGCCGUUUCAAGAUUUGCUGACGCAGCUUCUACGUCGGCUCAUCGCGGACUUGCCAGACGGGCCGCCCGCCGCGACGGAGGUAGCCGUCUCUUCUGUUUCUAUUGUCGGCGCUGCCGGCGGUCAGGCGUCGUCGACGGCCGCAGCGGAAGAAUCACCGCCGCCGCCAACCACAUCCAACGCCACCGUCGACUCUCCUCUGCAGCGUGUGCCGACGUCGGCGCCUCUCACGGGUCCUGCAGGCGCAAGCCGAGCGGUGCUGAACGGCAGCAUGCGUGAACCGAUGAAGUGCGCGGCGGAGGGGUGGUACUCGCUCUGCAUCCCACUUUUGCAUCUGCUGCUGAGCAAGGUGGCCCUGCAGGAGGCGAACUACCUCGUCCUGCUGAGUCUGCAGCGCAUCCCCGUCUCCACUGAGGGCGUCCUCGAGGCGGCGGAGCAGGCGGGGUUGCUGCGCGAUGCCUUUGAACGCGCCACGCAGAGAGCCGCCGCCACCGCCCCUUCCUCUUCCGCAUUCUCCGCACACGCCACAGAAUCUGCAGCAGCCACAGCGCCGUCCCCGUGCACAGGGAGGCAGUCCCCGCUAUACAUGCCUCUCAUCGCCUUCUUCAUGUUGAUGGGGCGCUACGUUGUGCGCCACUACAAGGAAGCCUGCGAGGCGGAGGAGGAGCGGCAGCGAGGCGGUGCCGUGCAUGAUGACCGCCGGGGUAAAUGGAAGGCGAACUACACCGCGGAUGGCAGCAAGGACGACACACAGAAGAGCAGCGGUGACGACGAGACGAGGGCCGGCGACGAUCCGGUUCAUCAGAACGUGUUUGAGGCUCUUAUGGCAGUUGCCGCGGCGGCGGAGAAGUCCCAGUCACGGAGCGGACCCUCGUCUCCUGGGGUGCGCGACGGCCGUCGUCUACCAAGCAACCUUUUCAAAGGUGAAGACGGCGGCUCGAGUGCGAUAGAGGGCGCGGAUGACGAGGACCAGCUGCGCGACGGCGGCGGUGCGGCCAUCACAGAAGCCGCGCACGUUGCUCUGCUGCUUUCCUGCUGUCAAUCGCAGCUGCAGCUCCGCCUGAUGGAGCACCUGCGGCACCUCGCACGGGCCGAGGUGCAGACGGAGGUUCACACCCCGACGACACAGCGCGCGCUGGACGCCGGUGUACUCUACCCAGAGCCCCUCUCGCCCGUCGGGAAGGCAAUGCUGGUCCAGCGACGCAUUCUGCUCUCGGCGAUGCUGCUGGACGUGACGGCGCAGUGGGGUGCCCUCGCUGAGGAGACGGUGCCGCGACUUUACGCGGCGCUGCCCCGCUGCGCACCGGGGCCGCUGACGGACCCGAACGGUGUGUUUUUGGAGGUGCGCUUCGAUGUGCUGCGCAUGCGUGCCGUGUUGAUGACGCUGCUGGCCAGUCCUCACGGCAUGACAGAGGCGGCUGCCGUGGCGGCCACAUCGGAAGGGGCGGCCGGGGACACGACGGACCCGGUAAGCGGCGAGCGGCCGGCGAUGUUCUCCGAUGCGCAGUCGAGCGGUACUUCUCCUCCUCCCCCUCCCAGUAGCAGCAACUGCGGCAAUAAUGACGACGGUGACCGGCAGCUCGCGUCCACCACGAUGUGGUUGGCUGAGAACACGGUGAUGUUGCUGGAGCUGUGCACGACACAGUUGGAGCUCCUGUGGACGCUGCCCUCGUUGGCUCUGACGCAGUGCCGGCAGCUGGCCGUCCCCACACGAGCGGCUCUGCGUCUUUUGCGCAAAUCCACCGCAUCACACAGCGCGGCGCGGAAGCUGCUGGAGAGCAUGCUGCGGCCCGGCAGUGAGUUUUCUCCAGUUCUGGCGCAGCGCAGUCAUACCGCGCCGCUGACAGCGGAGUCCUCCCCCGACUCUCCGCUGGCGCGGGCAUCGACAACGUGGUUGGCGGAGACUCGUCAUCCCUCGCCCGACCGUGCACGCCGCACGGACGACGAGACCGGCGAGGCGUACUGCCCUGCGCUGUCCUUCCUGCAGCUGGCGUGGAUGCGGCGCCACCACACCCACGCCCUGCUCCGUUGGCUGCUGCUCGACGUUACGCUGGACAUGGGCCGCGAAAGCGGGCAGCGCCCUUUGGUGACGGACCGGCUGAUCCUGACCCAGCACCACCACGCUGUCACCGGGGUGCAGUUCGACCUCUCCAGCUGCGACAGCGUUGUCUGCACGACGGAGGCGGGUACGUCGGUCGGCCACGGCUUCCGCGAACUGCUCGCCGGCGACAACGAGGAGGCCUUGUGGAGUCAGUCGACGGAGCGCAACCUCGCCACGGCGGCCUUCACGCUGGGGCUCACGGCGCAGCAGGCACGCCUGCAACUCGCCGCGGCGCACCACGAAGACGCCCACACGCCGGAGGUCGUCGCGGCACUCGCGACGAAGGCGGUGCUGGAGAGUCGGCCACGGUGCGCCGUCGCCACCAACGCCAUGCCAUCUAGCCAUCCUCACCUACCCUUCUUUCUCGCGCGGCACCGCGAUGGACAUCUGGACCUCUAUCCUUUUGCCUCACAGGAGUGCAUUGCCAACUUCUGCUGUGCGCUGCGCCAUGGCCAGGGAAGCGCGGCCGGUGGCGACGGUGGUGGCGGCGGUUCCGCUGUUGCGGGGGGCGCACAUGCGAACCUGAACCCCCGCUCGUGGGCCGCGUGGGGUGUGGGGACGUCCGGCGGCGCCGCACUGUCGGGGGUGUCUGCUGCUGGUGGCACUGCCGCACACGCGUCGCAUUUGCCCGGUUCGAUGCGGCGGAUGGAGCGUCACGCCGUCACGCCCGUCGCCUUCUCGCCGAACGGGUACAUCAUCGCGACAGGGCUGUCGGACGGGUCGGUGGCCGGGUGGCGCUUCGCGGCUGCCGCGGUGGAGAACGCGCCUGCGUUCGUGUUUCCACAGCUAUUCGCGCCGUACGGCAUCCGUGGCUGUACCUUCUGCGGUGACCGCAGCUCGCUGCUGGCGGUGGUGGGGCUGGCGUGGGAACCGCACCCGCACCGGCGCGGGCGCGUGAACGGUGGGGCGCGGCCGGCAACCACGCCGGGGAUCGCAACAACAACCGCCGCACGAGCCGCCGCCGCAUCCCCGCAGCCUGGGACCUUCACAAGUUCCUUCACGAUGUCCUCCGUCGUCUCCACCGCAGCGUCUGCAGGGCGUGCUACCGUGAUGUCGUCUCUCGCCACGGCGGGGGAGUUGGUCGGCGAGGUUCAAAUCCUCGACACCCUGCUCGAAGACAGGGCGGUGACCGCGCGCUGCGCCCUCCCAUUUGUGCCGUCGUACGCCGUGUUCCUGACGCCGCUGCGGGCGGUGCUGAUGGUGUCGACGGACGGGCUGAUGGCCACCUUCUCGCUUCCCACUGGCCGCCUGGCGGUGAUCGGGACGGACAGCCUGACGUCUGUGCUGACUUCCUUGCUGGGGCCUUCGUACGAGGGUGGGCCUGCUGCUGCUGCUGCGGCGGCGGGGGCCGCCACCGCCUCCACCGCAGGCAGAGUGGAUGGCAAUGCGGUGUGCGUCACGUGUGUGGCGAAGAGCGCGUACGACCCUCUCGUGGCGCUGGGGACGUCAAAGGGACUCGUGCUGCUGCUCCACCUGCGGCACAUCAGCGCCGCGAUGCGGGAGGCGGAGCGGCGAGUCAGCGAGGAGGGCGAGGACGUGUUUCUCUACUACCCACCGGCGGCCAGCAGCGGUGUGGGAAAGCGCGAAGCCAGCGCCAUAGCCUCCACGCCGACGAGCGCGACGAGCCGUGCGGCGGCGGAAACGGCCCCGCCGGUGAUGGGGACAGAGUUCAUGCAGCGGCUGCUACCGGCAUCGGUGCUGACGGAGGCGACGUGCAUGCAGGUGGCCCCGCAGGUGCACAGCCGCAGCGCGGUGGAGGAUGUCGUGUUCAGCCCGUCCAUGCUGCUUGCGGCUCUGCGGGACGGCCGGGUGAUGGCGUCUGCGGUCAUCGCCCAGGCAACACGCACGCGCUUGACAGCGGGGCGGAGCGUGUCGGUCGAUUUGCUCGAGGCUGCGAAGAACGGGGCGUAG